CAGGCAUGGGGGGCUGACAGAGCCCCUUCCAGGCCUUAGGCUGAGAGCAGAGCCUGACCUCAGGGUGGGGGACAACAGAUGGCAGGCGGCUUGGGGCCUCAGGAAGGUGCGUGGCAAGUCCCAGGGGACGGUGAGAAAAGCCGGCCCCAGACUUUGGCUGGGACAGAGAGCAGACGCCAGUCCAGAGGCUGCUUCGCCCACUGCGCCGUGGGAGUGCCAGGCAGCGAUUGGCUCCCAGUGCCCCUUACCCUGCAGGGGACGGGCUAAGGCCCAUGGCUUCCCUCCCUUCCCCUGGUCUUUUGACCCCUCCGAGCCCCUCCCCUCCCCUCCUCGGACACCUUUGCCCGGUGACGUUCGUCUCUCCCAUGUGGACCCGGCUGGAGGCUGGGGCUGGAUCCCGGCAGCCAUGUUCUCCCUGCCGUCCCUCCCCUCCUGGGUCCCCAGCCUCCCCGCCCUCCAGUGGGGCUCCAGCCUCCUGGACUCCCUCCUGCAAGGCCUCAUUGGGGCCUGUGGAGUGUCCGUUCUCAACAGCCUCCUGAAGGUCUACUUCUUCGUGGGCUGUGCCAACAACCCAAAAAGGCGGCUUGAAAAGGAGCGACUGCAGGCCCAGUGGGCCUCCCUGGAGACGGUGCACCUGGCGGGGCUGGCCCUGAUUCUGACUGUAGUGGGGGCCCGGGUGGCUGCCCUGGUGGCGCUGGAGUUCUCCCUCAGGGCGGUCUCCACGCUGCUCUCCCUGGACAAGGGCUCCCGGGGCACUGAGAGGCUGCAGCUGUACCUGCUGUGCCAGUUCUCCCUGGGCUGCGGACUGACCUGCGGCCUGAGCUUCCUGCAGGAGGGCGCCCCGCACAGCACUUUCAACCUGCUGCUGGGGCUCCUGCUGGCCGCGCUGCUCAGCACAGGUGCCCGGCGCCUGCGCCACCACGUCUGCCGCCUCUAUGAGCUGCACAGCAGCCAGCACUACUGCGGGGUCUGCCUGGGCCUGCUGGCCGGUGGCGAUGACCUGCUCCGGCUGCUGGGCCGUGCCCUGGCCAUGGCCUUCAUCGUGGGUGACCUGGCGGCUGUGGCCCUCAUCAACCGGGACUUCCUGACCACCUCGGAGGCCGUGCGCUUCUGGACGCCGCUCACCAUCUGCUACACCCUGCUGGUCAUCUACAUGCAGGAGGCGCAGCAACUGCACCCCGGGAUGCAAGGCCAGGUCCAGACGGUGCUGGUGCGUAUGGGUGGCCUCUUUGUGCUGCUGCUGACGGUGGGCAGCUGGCUGGACCUCCUCGGUAUUUCUAUCUCCCUCCUGGGCGAGCUCUGGUGCCUGGUGGGCGCCCGCACCCUGAUCGACCUCUGCCAGACACAGGAUUUUCCAUACCAGAGGCCUGCAGCAUCUGUUUCAAGCCAGUCCCAGGCCUCAGCACCGGCCCAGGCCCAGGCCCAGCCCUCAGCAUCUGCCAAGCCCCAGAAAGCAGCCCCGUCCUGACCUGCCUUCACAAGGACUUGCCAUCUGUCUCAGGCCACCCGGGAUCACUUGGAGGACUGAAAAUCCAGGAUGCUGCCUGAAAAUGGAGUGGCAGGGCUGGCCCCCCACCUGGCUGGGGGCCCUCGGGAAGGGUAGGGCACCUGAAGGCUGCUGGGUAAUCUCUUUUCCUCAGGGCAGCCCAUGGAUAGAGACCCUGGGCCUACCUUGCUAGGAGGGCAGAGGGAUAGGGAGAGAACUACCUGCUCAGAACGGCUUCCCCUGUCCCGGCCUCCCCUGCCCUCUCCAUGAACAAUAAAAAUUAUUUUCAAUCUGUGCUC
Talpa occidentalis (Iberian mole) is the source of this 1785-nucleotide messenger RNA. It is a transcript of the gene TMEM82, whose product is annotated as transmembrane protein 82. Bases 407 to 1468 code for a protein of 353 amino acids. NCBI's taxonomy places the organism in Eukaryota, Metazoa, Chordata, Mammalia, Eulipotyphla, Talpidae. The record is from RefSeq and is a predicted model, not a curated record. The transcript has 6 exons.